AUGAAUUCUAAAGCUUUUGGUCACUUUUGGACUCUCGUGAUCAUUUAUUUUACUGUUACUCUAGCAUAUUCGCCUAAACACCUCUUUUCUCGAAUCAUAUCUGGUUGUAAUGGUACCCUUCCUUGUACAGCUAGUUGUGGAAGCUGCAUUACCAAUAUUACGUCUUGUACUUUUACGGAUCUAUUUAUUUGUAAUGGAGACGUAACUUCUACUUCUUGUGGAACUCCUCCUAUCCAAUGUCACUUUAAUUGUGGAUCUACUUGCAACUAUACUUGCACUAAUUGUACUUAUGGCGGUGCAAAUGGUACAACAUGCACCCUCUUACCUGCAAGAAUAUUAAACACGUUUAUCUUAAUAGAAUUCUGA
Messenger RNA from Dentiscutata heterogama, 366 nucleotides. Lineage: Eukaryota; Fungi; Glomeromycota; Glomeromycetes; Diversisporales; Gigasporaceae. The record is from the annotation of a GenBank genome assembly.